GUUGCCUCGGGUUUCCCAGAUUCACCUAUGGAAGGCUCAUGGCGGGCUGGAAAUGCAGCACCUCCAGGGUUUUCUUCAGCAGCUGCGACAGAUCGCAGGCAGGAUGUCAUCAGGACCUCGAGGAGCAGGACUGGGUGUCAAACUGCUGCUCGGUGCUGGAGCUCUGGCUUAUGGAGUAAAGGAAGCCACAUACACAGUUGAAGGUGGGCAGAGAGCCAUCAUCUUUAACAGGAUCGGAGGGAUACAGAUGGACACAGUCCUGUCUGAGGGACUCCACUUUAGGAUACCCUGGUUCCAGUACCCCAUCAUCUACGACAUUAGAGCUAAACCCAGAAAGAUCUCCUCCCUCACUGGAAGCAAAGAUCUCCAGAUGGUGAACAUCGCUCUGAGAGUUUUGUCCCGGCCGCUGGCGUCCAACCUGCCCACCCUCUACCAGCAGCUGGGUCAGGACUACGACGAGCGCGUGCUGCCGUCCAUCGUCAACGAGGUUCUGAAGAGUGUGGUGGCAAAGUUCAACGCUUCCCAGCUGAUCACACAGAGAGCCCAGGUCUCUCUGCUGAUCCGCAGAGAGCUGUUUGAGCGAGCCAAAGACUUCAACAUCAUCCUGGACGACGUGGCCAUCACCGAGCUGAGCUUCAGCCGAGAGUACACCGCCGCCGUCGAGGCCAAACAAGUUGCCCAGCAGGAGGCACAGCGAGCCCAGUUUUACGUAGAGAAGGCCAAACAGGACCAGAGACAGAAGAUCAUCCAGGCUGAGGGAGAAGCUCAGGCUGCUAAAAUGCUGGGCGAGGCUGUGACGAAGAAUCCUGGCUACCUGAAACUCAGGAAGAUCCGGGCGGCGCAGAACAUCGCCAAGACGGUGGCGCAGUCCCAAAACAAAGUGUACCUGAGUGCUGACAGCCUGGUGCUCAACCUGCAGGACAAAGACAGCUUCAAUUUAACACUGAAGUAAGAAGACGUCCUGUCGCUCUGUCAUCAUUCCCUCCCUCGUCCAUCUCUACAGAAGAAGUCAUGUUCGUAUCCAGCUCGUCUCUCACCUUUAGUUGACUCUACGUUUGUGAUUGAGCCUCGAUAAGGGCCACAAAAGAGACUUAAAUCUGCAGAUCGUCGACCAGCAGCCGCUUUGUCUGGACGUUUACACCGCUGAGGAGCUGCAAAAAGAAAACAUGAUUCUCAUCUUCACAUCCUUUUUGAUUCAUUCUCACCAUCACACUAACUUUUAAAGCCUUUAACGAUGGGAUAGUAAACAUGAAGACUUCCUUUGCUCCAUCAGUGCAGUCUGUUGAAUAAAUAAAUAAAUAGCUUUCUUGGCUUGUGAUGCAACUUAUUAUAUCUGAUAAAGACAUUAAGAAGGCUUAAAAUGAAGAAAUUAGAAAUACAUCACCAGUUUGAGUUCAUGUGAAAAUGUGACUUGACAUGUUUAGUCCUAAAAAUCACCAAAAAAGUAUAAAUAUGACUAUUUUUGGGGUAUUUUAGCCAUUCUUCAGGCUAAAGUUGGAGUAUUUAGGAAGACGGGAGUGAUAAUGUUCUUUGAUCAUGUGACUUUGUUUCCUCUGAAUAUCUGACUUUUUUUAUCUGAACAUGCAGACGGACGAUGUUUCAGAUAUCUGCUGAUGAGAUUUUUGCUGUAGAGCUGCAACUUUGAUUAUUUUCAAUUCAAGUUUAAUAUCUUAUUAUUUUCUGUAUUAAUUGUUUAUUUUUUGUUCAAAUAAAUCUCAGCAGCUACAGGAA
Molecule: messenger RNA, 1731 nt
Organism: Cheilinus undulatus (humphead wrasse)
Lineage: Eukaryota; Metazoa; Chordata; Actinopteri; Labriformes; Labridae
Product: prohibitin-2-like
Exons: 10
Coding region: 53-952 (299 amino acids)
Biological process (GO): mitochondrion organization
Cellular component (GO): mitochondrion; membrane
Source: RefSeq, a predicted model, not a curated record